AUUCCAUUCACAGACUCUUGUUGGGCAGCAGCCACCCGCUCACCUCCAUCCCCAGGACUUAGAGGGACGCAGGGCGUUGGGAACAGAGGACACUCCAGGCGCUGACCCUGGGAGGCCAGGACCAGGGCCAAAGUCCCGUGGGCAAGAGGAGUCCUCAGAGGUCCUUCAUUCAGCGGUUCCGGGAGGUCUGGGAAGCCCACGGCCUGGCUGGGGCAGGGUCAACGCCGCCAGGCCGCCAUGGUCCUGUGCUGGCUGCUGCUUCUGGUGAUGGCUCUGCCCCCAGGCACGACGGGCGUCAAGGACUGCGUCUUCUGUGAGCUCACCGACUCCAUGCAGUGUCCUGGUACCUACAUGCACUGUGGCGAUGACGAGGACUGCUUCACAGGCCACGGGGUCGCCCCGGGCACUGGUCCGGUCAUCAACAAAGGCUGCCUGCGAGCCACCAGCUGCGGCCUUGAGGAACCCGUCAGCUACAGGGGCGUCACCUACAGCCUCACCACCAACUGCUGCACCGGCCGCCUGUGUAACAGAGCCCCGAGCAGCCAGACAGUGGGGGCCACCACCAGCCUGGCACUGGGGCUGGGUAUGCUGCUUCCUCCACGUUUGCUGUGACCAACAGGGAGGACAGGGCCUGGGACUGUUCUCCCAGAUCCGCCACUCCCCAUGUCCCCAUGUCCUUCCCCCACUAAAUGGCCAGAGAGGCCCUGGACAACCUCUUGCGGCCCUGGCUUCAUCCCUUCUAAGGCUGUCCACCAGGAGCCCGGUGCUAGGGGAAGCAUCCCCAGGCCUGACUGAGCGGCAGGGGAGCACGGCCCGUGGGUUUGAUUGUAUUACUCUGUUCCACUGGUUCUAAGACGCAGAGCUUCUCACAUCUCAAUCAGGAUGCUUCUCUCCAUUGGUAGCACUUUAGAGUCCAUGAAAUAUGGUAAAAAAUAUAUAUAUAUCAUAAUAAAUGACAGCUGAUGUUCAUGGA
Messenger RNA from Homo sapiens (human), 973 nucleotides. RefSeq names its product sperm acrosome associated 4 (gene SPACA4). Gene Ontology annotation, cellular component: plasma membrane; outer acrosomal membrane; acrosomal vesicle. Lineage: Eukaryota; Metazoa; Chordata; Mammalia; Primates; Hominidae. The coding region runs from base 238 to 612 and encodes 124 amino acids. Gene Ontology annotation, biological process: fertilization; binding of sperm to zona pellucida. The transcript has a single exon. The record is from RefSeq and is marked validated.